Molecule: messenger RNA, 1568 nt
Organism: Trachymyrmex cornetzi
Lineage: Eukaryota; Metazoa; Arthropoda; Insecta; Hymenoptera; Formicidae
Product: QVR superfamily protein rtv
Exons: 10
Coding region: 1-1551 (516 amino acids)
Biological process (GO): sleep; positive regulation of voltage-gated potassium channel activity; regulation of synaptic transmission, cholinergic
Source: RefSeq, a predicted model, not a curated record
AUGUACGUCAUUUGGAUCAUUAUUGCGUCUUUAACAAGUAGAAACUGCGUGGCUAAUGAUGGUACGCUUGUAAACGUUAACAAGUACUGCAGAGAUAAAGACAGAUUGAUUACGUCUGAGGAGAAUGACGAAUAUUUGCUCAUCGCUGCUGAGAAUAAUACGAAUAUUAUGCUAGCGUGUCGCUUUUGCAAUGACCAUGAGGAACCUCAACCAAAAAUUUGGUAUUAUCAAGAUCAUUAUCGAGAAAACCCUGAAAAGGAGGUUGAGUUGGAAAUGGAUAAUAACAUUUCGUACAGUAGAAUCUAUACAACGCCAGAUCUUUCUCUAGUCAUGAAAAGUUUCACAGUCAUUGACGUCGGCAUUUAUCGAUGCCAUGGCAAAGAAGGACAAGAGGAAGAAAAAAAAUAUAAUUAUAGGAUCGAACUACUUCUCAAGGAUAUUGGUGGAGAGUUUUUAGAAAAGGGAAACAUAACGGAAUGGGGAAAGUAUCAAGAAAUAUAUUUAUGGCCUGUCAAUAUAAAAUUUGCAGUCUCGAAAAUGACUGACUUAGCGGAAAUUCGUGAAGAAGGAGUAAUCCUUCAGGUAAUAUCCGAAUGGGGUCCCUGGAGUCCAUGCGAACAGUGUAUAAAUAAUCGCGGUAUUAAAACCAGCAGGGGCUACUGUAGAUUAAAGCGUAAUAUAAAUUCGACGAUGUUAGAGAAAAAUGAUUCAGUCAUUAUAUAUUUCUUCCGAGAAUCUCCGAUGCUACCUUGCAAAUCUGUCCUGCUUCAAAGUGAAUUUCCCAGUAUCAGUCGCAUCGUACGAUAUUUACCAGAAUUUAUUUUAACAGAACCUUGCAAGAAGUGUCCACGCGUAAAAAAAAGGAAAAAAGGCGAAAAGUUUCGCUAUGCCAAACGAUAUGUUCUCGCCGAAGGCGCGCAUCUCGCCGUAACUUGUCCGGAAUCGACUAUAGAGACGCAAGUAAUUUGGAAAAAGGACGCACUCACUUUGAAAAAGGGAACGGCUCAGUCAUUUCGUCAAAAAGAUAGAGAAGCCCGAGUGAUGGUAGAUACUUUCUCAACGCUUUAUUUAACAGACGUGUCCCAAGAAGAACAAGGUAAUUAUACCUGCUAUGUAGAUAAUAUUAAUAUGAUGCGCAUGAAGAUUAUCGUUAUAUCUAAAACUCGGCUUUUGACGCAAGGCAUUCUUCGGAGAUGCGUAAGCUGCAGAUCGAGAGGAGACUUAGGCUCGUGCAAAGAUCCUUUCACUAUGAAUUCCACACAAAUCGCGCUCGAAAAAGGCAUCGACGCGGUGCCGUGUGUUUCCGGAUGGUGCGGAAAAAUCAUCGAGAGCCAAAAUUUAAACAACGAAUACGGUAUUGCCACGCAGAGAUUAUGCUUCCAGCGAGGUCCUGAUGACAACGAAGAGAGAUGCGCUUAUACCGUGUGGAAUUACAAAAAAGUGUACAUGUGCCUGUGUUAUGGAGAUCUUUGUAACGGAAUGAUGAAAACGACCAUCGCUAGUAGUUUUUUAAUAACAUUAUCUGUAUGUUUAACACGGUGGCUUAUUUGAGGAUGUAUAUGAUACUU